UCUGUCACUGUGGCGGAGAGAAAAAUGGAGCAGAAUCAGCUGGACCGAGAAACCUUCUCCUGUCCGAUCUGUCUGGAUCUACUGAAGGAUCCGGUGACUGCUACCUGUGGACACAGUUACUGUAUGAGUUGUAUUAAAACCCACUGGGAUGAAGAGGAUCAGAAACAAAUUCACAGCUGCCCUCAGUGCAGGGAGACAUUUACACCAAGGCCUGUGCUAAAGAAGAACACCAUACUAGCAGCUUUAGUGGAGCAGUUGACGAAGACUGGACUCCCAGCUGCGCCUGCUGACCACUGCUAUGCUGGACCUGAAGAUGUGGCCUGUAAUGUCUGCACUGGAAGAAAACUGAAAGCCAUCAAGUCCUGUUUUUUCUGUGUGGCCUCUUACUGUGAGAAACACCUUCAGCCACAUUAUGAUUCAGAUCCUUUAAAGAAACACAAGCUGGUGAAGCCGUUCAAGAACCUCCGGGAGAACAUCUGCUCUCAUCAUAACAAUGUGAUGAAGAUUUUCUGUCGUACAGAUCAGAAGUGUAUCUGUAGUCUCUGUUUAAUGGAGGAACAUAAAGGCCAUGACACAGUGUCAGCUACAGAAGAAAGGACUGAGAAGGAGAAGAAACUCCAGGAGAGACGAGAAAACAUCCAGCAGAGAAUCCAGGACCAGGAGAAAGAUGUGAAGCUUCUUCAACAGGAGGUGGAGGCCAUCAAUCGCUCUGCUGAUAAGGCAGUGGAGGACAGUGAGGAGACCUUCACUGAGCUGAUCCGUCUCCUCCAGAAAAGAAGCUCUGAUGUGAAGCAGCAGAUCAGAUCCCAGCAGGAAACUGAAGUGAGUCGAGUCAAAGAUGUUGAGGAGAAGCUGCAGCAGGAGAUCACUGAGCUGAAGAGGAAAGACGCUGAGCUGGAGCAGUUCUCACACACAGAGGAUCACAACCAGUUUCUCCUCAACUACCCCUCACUGCCAGCACUCAGUGAGUCUACAGGCUCAUCCAGCAUCAAGAUCCGUCCUCUGGGAUACUUUGAAAACGCGACAGCAGCUGUGUCAGAGCUCAAAGGUAAACUACAGCAAGUCCUGAGAGACACGUGGACAGACAUCUUACAUAGCCUUAACGAUGUGAAUGAUUUACUGUCAGAACCAGAACCAAAGAGCAGAGAAGGAUUCUUAAUAUAUGCAUGUGAAAUCACUCUGGAUCCAAACACAGUAUACAAAAAGCUGGUACUAUCAAAGGGGAACAGGAAGGUGAUGGUAAUAGGUAAUCAGUCCUAUUCCAGUCACCCAGACAGAUUCACUAAUCAGCCUCAGGUUCUGAGUAAAGAGAGUCUGACUGGACGCUGUUACUGGGAGGUGGAGCGCAGAGGGGUAGUUCAUCUAGCAGUCGCAUACAGAAACACCAGCAGAACAGGAAAUGAGUGUGAAUUUGGAAAUAAUAACAAAUCUUGGGCUUUAGAUGUUUUCAAUUCUAAAUUUGGUCAUGAUAGCAGUUGGACCCCCAUCUCAAUUUCUGGUUCUCUCAGAAUAGGAGUGUACCUGGAUCACACAGCAGGUAUUCUGUCCUUCUACAAUAUCUCCUCUAGAAAAGAAGGAGAUGCUGCAACCAUGGCUCUCAUCCACAGAGUGCAGACCACAUUCACCCAACCACUGUAUGUUGGAGUUUAUGUUGAGGGGUUUUUGGCUGGUUAUGAAGCCUCUGUAGAGUUCUGUAAACCCAGAUAGAUUUUCUCUCCGACUGUUAAACCAUGGUUCUUUGUUCUGAUGUCUCUGCCGUUCUGUAUUCAGUAUUUCUCUGGUUUACGUUUAGUUCUCUAAGUUCCAGGGCCCAUAAAAGAUAUCACAGCUGAUGUUUCCUUUCAUUCUCAUAUGACAGAUCUAUCUCUCAACAUCAAAAUAUAAAUAUAGUUUUGCUUUUCUACUUGUAUUGAUGUAUCUGGAUGAUCUGGUUUCUCUUCCAUUGACUUGUGAGGUACUUACUGUUGUUGAAAUAAGAAUAAAGUGAAUUUAACUUGC
This is a messenger RNA of Poeciliopsis prolifica (blackstripe livebearer), 1998 nucleotides long. Its product is annotated as tripartite motif-containing protein 16-like. Gene Ontology annotation, molecular function: zinc ion binding; protein binding. NCBI's taxonomy places the organism in Eukaryota, Metazoa, Chordata, Actinopteri, Cyprinodontiformes, Poeciliidae. The coding region runs from base 25 to 1707 and encodes 560 amino acids. The transcript is spliced from 2 exons. The record is from RefSeq and is a predicted model, not a curated record.